AUGCGGCUGCUGGCCGUGAUCGUGGGCGCCUUGCUGGUUGGAGUGCUGUCCAUCGUGCUUCUGGACCUCUCGGAAGGCAAGCUGCCCAAGGGAGCCCAAAGCAACCUUGGCAUCUAUGGGCUGGUCGCCGGCAUUUGCUCGGCGAUCGUGGGCUUGCAGUACUUGGCUGCAACGCUUCCAAAGACCCAACGCCUUGAGAAGCUGAACUUGCAGCGGAAAGUGCAACACAUCUUCACAGGUUUGGCGCUGACGGCGAUCUUUCUGCUUCUGCCCUGGAAGACCUGCGUCUUGGCGCUGGGCGCUGGCACCAUCUCCUUAGGAAGCCUGCAACUGGCUCGUUUCCUCUCCGACGCGGUGAAUGUGGAGUUCCUCCGGUUCUUUGGGUCAAUGCUCAAAGAAGAAGAGAGGACCAGCCGGAAGGCUCCAGCCGCCCUACACUUUUUGAUCGGGCUUUUCCUGUGUCUCAUCACCUUCCCUCGACGACUAGCACUGCUUUGUGCUCUGGUGGCCACCCUGGCUGAUCCCUUCGCGGCCAUCGGCGGCAUCCUGCUGGGCGGGCCUCGGCUCAUGCCGGGCGCCACGCUCGCGGGGUCGGCGACCUGCUGGCUCGUAGCUACCCUCUUGGCUCUCGCUGUAAUCCUCACCUCCGGAACCGAUGCCGGCACGGCCGUGGCCGAUCUGGCCGCGGUGGCACUGGUGAGUGGCGGCAGCGCUGCCGCCUGCGAAAUGGCUGGAGGUGUUCUUCCUUAUUUGGAUGACAACAUGCUCACCAGUUUCGGCACUGGACUUCUGCUGCUCUCCGUGGAUACCAUGCUCCGUGCCGGUGGCUGGCACAGCAACGCUCUUGAGCUGCUUUUGAGCUGA
This is a messenger RNA of Durusdinium trenchii, 864 nucleotides long. The record is from the annotation of a GenBank genome assembly. NCBI's taxonomy places the organism in Eukaryota, Dinophyceae, Suessiales, Symbiodiniaceae.